CAGGGACUGGUAUGGACAUGGGCCUCACGUCUGCAUUCACCCCAAGCGGCAGUAUUGGCGGCGGAACGAGGAUUGAGAAAGCGAGGGGGGAGUUGAAAGCUAUUCUGAGCAGUUUCGCAAUUCAGAACUGGGGCCUCUUUGGUAGGCAAUAGAUGCAUCCGGGUGGAUUCUCUCUCCACCCUACCAGACCCGUCAAAGUGCAAAUGUCCGCCGCAAUCUCUGCUCUAGCAGCAAAAGAUGGCCUCGAUAUCAAGCGCGGCAUCGUCGCAGAUGAGAAAGAUGCGAAGGGAAGAAGAUUGGGCCAAAGAUGGCAGAGAUGCCUUCAAGGGCGCAGAAAAGGAGGAUGAGAGGUUGGGCAGGAGUGGGAGUGGGUUGGGCUCAUUGAGCCAGAAGGAUAUGAAUGAGAUGAUUAGGUUGCAUACGAAGGGGAGCGGCACAGUCGAAGUACUGGAUCUGACGGAGGGUGAAGCGGGAGAGGAGAGCUUUGCGUAGAAUGCA
Messenger RNA from Saitoella complicata NRRL Y-17804, 498 nucleotides. RefSeq lists its product as uncharacterized. Bases 238 to 492 code for a protein of 84 amino acids. The record is from RefSeq and is a predicted model, not a curated record. NCBI's taxonomy places the organism in Eukaryota, Fungi, Ascomycota, Saitoellomycetes, Saitoellales, Saitoellaceae. The transcript has a single exon.